This is a messenger RNA of Tetrapisispora phaffii CBS 4417, 813 nucleotides long. RefSeq lists its product as uncharacterized. The transcript has a single exon. Lineage: Eukaryota; Fungi; Ascomycota; Saccharomycetes; Saccharomycetales; Saccharomycetaceae. The coding region runs from base 1 to 813 and encodes 270 amino acids. The record is from RefSeq and is a predicted model, not a curated record.
AUGCAGGUCUUAGGAAGAUCUAAUGUAUCAAAAGUGCUAAAACAGACUUCAUCGUGGACUAAUAAUACUUAUUUAGUAACAUCAUGCAUGACUAGGUUGAAUCUAUCUAAUAAAUUAGGUUUUCAUUUUUUUACGACAAGUCGUUAUUUUAAUACAUCUAGCAGAACUCUAGCAAUGAAGUCGGCAGUAACAAUUGAGAAAUUACAAAUGCUUCGAAGUUUAAUGGCCGUCUAUAAUAUUCAAUGCUAUGUUAUACCAACUGAAGAGGAACACCAAUCGGAGUAUGUAUCAAAAUCUGAUGAAAGAAUAUCUUUGAUAUCUGGCUUUACUGGUUCAGCUGGUGUCGUAUGUAUUAUUAAUGAAAAUUCUACCAAUAACAUAGAAACUAAUGUCGAUAGAAGUACAAUUAACUGGAAAGCUAUUUUAUCCACAGAUGGUAGAUAUUUUAAUCAGGCUUUAAAGGAACAAGAAGAUAACUGGCAAUUACAUAAGCAAGAUAUUGACAAAAGUUCUUGGCAACAAUUGUGCAUUAGGGAAACACUAAAUUUAUCAAAGCCAACCAACAACUCAAACCUGAGAAUUGGUCUUGAUCCCAAGUUGCUAUCAUAUGAUGAUAUGGUUAAAUUUACAGAUGAGAUACAGAAGUUGAUCUCAGCAACAGAAACACAGAAGAUCACCUUGGUGGCUGUAGCAACUAAUUUAGUCGAUAUCGUUUGGAAUAAAUUAGGUGGGAAACCAUCAAGGAUGAGUAAACCGAUUUAUAAAUUAGAUGACAAGUACACUGCUAAAAAUUUUGAAUCCAAAAAGGUAUGA